AGUUCCCUUUUGACCACCUGAUGAUGGACUUUGUGGAACUGACUCCUGCAGAGGGUAAGAAAUACUGCCUGGUGGUUGUUGACAUGUUUUCCAAAUGGGUGGAGGCUUUUCCCACCAAACAUGCGGACAGCGGAGCGGUAGCCAAAGCACUCCUGACUGAAAUCAUUCCGAGGUGGGGCAUUCCCACCAGAAUCACGAGUGAUAACGGAACCCAUUUUGUAAAUAAGGCGCUGACGGAGGUCAGCAACAGAUUGGGGUUCCAGUUACGCACACACUGCUCUUAUCAUCCACAGUCUGGAGGAGCAGUGGAAAGAGAAAAUGGCACUUUGAAGGCCAAGCUGGCUAAAUGUUGUGAGGACACGGGCCUUUCGUGGCCUAAAGCUCUUCCUCUUGUGCUGAUGGCCAUGCGCAUGCGUCCGAGAGCCAGAACAGGUCUCAGUCCAUUUGAGACACUGUUCGCGCGCCCGCGUCAGACAGGCUUGGAGCCUCCGCGCUGGCAAACCUUGUCUACUGAUAUGUGUGACAGCAGCAUGGUGUCUUAUUGUGCCGAUCUCUCCAAGACUCUGUUUCAGAUCAGGCAGACCGUGAAGGAGGCUCUUCCGCGCCCGGCUGAAGGCCCUCUACACCGACUGAACCCAGGGGACUGGAUCCUGGUGAAGGACUUCCGCAGGAAGCACUGGAAAGCCAGACGGUGGCUCGGUCCGUUCCAAGUCCUGCUGGUGACUCACACUGCCAUGAAGGUAGCAGAGCGAGCUACCUGGAUCCACGCGAGUCACUGUAAGCUCCUUACGGUGCCACCGCCGGCUCCGACAGCUGAUCUCCCAGCCACAGGGCAGAAUAAUCCCUGA
Messenger RNA from Salarias fasciatus (jewelled blenny), 848 nucleotides. Its product is annotated as protein NYNRIN-like. Gene Ontology annotation, molecular function: nucleic acid binding. The transcript has a single exon. The record is from RefSeq and is a predicted model, not a curated record. Lineage: Eukaryota; Metazoa; Chordata; Actinopteri; Blenniiformes; Blenniidae. The coding region runs from base 21 to 848 and encodes 275 amino acids. Gene Ontology annotation, biological process: DNA integration.